Messenger RNA from Pogona vitticeps (central bearded dragon), 5391 nucleotides. RefSeq names its product solute carrier family 5 member 12 (gene SLC5A12). Gene Ontology annotation, cellular component: extracellular exosome; membrane. The record is from RefSeq and is a predicted model, not a curated record. Gene Ontology annotation, biological process: sodium ion transport; transmembrane transport. Gene Ontology annotation, molecular function: lactate transmembrane transporter activity; symporter activity. NCBI's taxonomy places the organism in Eukaryota, Metazoa, Chordata, Lepidosauria, Squamata, Agamidae.
UCUCCUGCUUUCCAUCUUUACCUAACAGGGACCUUGGAUAUUUCUUUGGCAAGGUGGAUAACAAUCAGAUGGAAAUUGCCAGCUAGUAUCUGUAAAACAGUACUUGCAGCAUGACACUAGAAUGAGCUAAAUCUGAAGUUCUUAACGAGUCCUGGACUGUAUUUGUGUGCUGUUGCUGUUUGUUAAAUUAUGGAGAUGUAGUUCUCUUCUUACUUUGGAGAACCACUCUUUAGACAGAGGAAGGAAGAAACCAAAUUAGCAUCAUGAGCAGCUUUGUCCCUCCAGAUGUUAAAAAUUUUGUUGCCUGGGACUAUGUUGUCUUUGCAGCCCUCUUUCUCAUUUCUUCUGGGAUAGGAGUCUUUUUUGCAAUUAAAGACAGGAAAAAAACAACUUCCGGAGACUUCUUAGUUGGAGGCAGACAGAUGACUUGUGGACCAGUUGCCCUGUCCCUCACUGCAAGCUUCAUGUCUGCAGUAACUGUGCUGGGAACUCCAGCCGAAGUGUACCGCCAUGGCGCAUCCUUUAUCCUCUUCUCCAUAGCAUAUACAUUUGUCAUCAUUUUUACUGCAGAACUAUUCCUCCCUGUGUUCUACAGAUCUGGGAUCACAAGCACUUACGAGUAUUUGGAGUUAAGGUUUAACAAGCCUGUUCGAAUAGCCGCAACGUUGAUUUACAUAGUGCAGACGAUUCUUUACACUGGAGUGGUAGUCUAUGCUCCUGCUUUGGCUCUCAAUCAAGUGACUGGAUUUGAUCUAUGGGGCUCAGUAUUUGCAACAGGAAUUGUCUGUACGUUUUACUGCACAUUGGGAGGAUUAAAAGCUGUUGUCUGGACAGAUGCCUUUCAACUGAUUGUUAUGCUGAUUGGAUUCUUGACAGUUUUAAUUCAAGGAACUCUUAACAAUGGCGGCCUUACGAACAUUUGGGAAAAUGCCAAUAAUGGAUCACGCCUCGCUGUAUUUGACUUUGAUGUGGAUCCCCUGAGGAGACACACAUUUUGGACAAUUGCCAUUGGAGGGACAUUUACCUGGCUAGGAAUCUACGGAGUGAAUCAGUCCACCAUACAAAGGUGCAUUUCUUGCAGAACAGAAACACAGGCCAAACUUGCACUGUAUCUGAAUUUGGUUGGACUCUGGGUUAUCCUGGUAUGUGCCGUUCUUUGUGGCUUGGUGAUAUAUUCCCAUUUUAGAAGUUGUGAUCCUUGGACUGCUGGUUUCAUUUCAGCACCUGACCAGCUAAUGCCCUACUUUGUUAUGAUCAUCUUUGCGUCUGCCCAUGGACUUCCAGGACUAUUUGUGGCUUGUGCCUUCAGUGGAACACUCAGUACUGUGGCUGCAAGUAUAAAUGCUCUGGCAACUGUAACAUCAGAAGAUUUUGUCAAGAACUGCUUCCCAAAUCUCUCCGAACGUAUAAGCACUUGGAUCAGCAAAGGCUUGUGCAUAGUUUUUGGAGUGGUAUGUACUUCAAUGGCUGUAGCAGCAUCGCUCAUGGGUGCUGUGGUGCAGGCCUCGCUUAGCAUUCAUGGAAUGUGUGGGGGACCUCUGCUGGGAUUAUUUACACUAGGAAUUGUUUUUCCUUGUACCAAUUGGAAGGGUGCCGUUGGCGGUCUUCUUACUGGAAUCACCUUGGCGUUUUGGGUUGGUAUUGGAGCUUUUGUGUAUCCUGCCCCAUCUUCAAAGUCCCAUCCAUUGCACCUCUCAACAGCUGGGUGUAUUUCCAAUAACACAGAGGUGGUGGCUACUGUGGUUCCUACUCUUCCUCCUGCCAGACCUUACCUGGCAGAUACUUGGUAUUCUUUAUCAUACCUUUAUUACAGUGCUGUUGGAUGUCUUGGAUGCAUCAUUGCAGGGCUUCUGAUCAGUUUCGUAACAGGUCCAAAUAAAGGAGAAGACACUGAAGCAAAGUUAAUUCGCCCAGUCUGCAACAUAUUUUGCUUCUGGUCUCAUAAAUGUAAAUCCUUUUGCUGGUGUGGAGUGGAUCAAGAUAACAGUAAAGCACUUCAAGAGGCAUUGAAAAGUGAUCAGCUGAAAGACCUUCAGAAAAAGGCAGUUGCAAACGAUGACCUCAAGAAUGGAUGGAAUAAAGCCGUUCAGAGCCAUGUUCCUGGUUAUAACCCACACGACAAAUCCUACAGUAAUCCAAACAUGGAAACAGAAUCUUAUUUUUAGCCUAUCCAGAAGAAACAGUGUUCUGUUAGCCACAGGAAUGACAUAGCUUUACUCUAACAACGAGAAAAAUAAUAAACUGCUGGCAGUCGUAUUAGUAAAGGAAGAUUUUUUUAUGUAUAACAUAAGAGAAUGCUAUUUUUAUUUAGGGAGCUCAUUUCUCUACAGGGAAAGAAUUCAAAGACCAGAAAUCAGAAGAAACUAGUUACACAAAAUAUAGGUAUCCCUUGCAAUUAACCUUUUUGCAAUAAACCUGUUUCAAAGUUACAUCUCAGAAGCAAUGUUAACAAACGGGACAUCAUUUUUUCUGUAGAAAUAAUGGCUGUUUUCUUGUUAAUUUUUCCAGUUACUUUUAGAAUGCAUUUUCUUAAAUUUUAGAGGCAUUUUGACAUGGCAUUUUGAAAUGCUGUUUUUAUGCCAACAUAAUGCAAUCGGUGUAGAUCUUAGCAGAAAAUUAAGAAGUCGGAGUAGACACCACAGCAAGUUCCUACUCUGACUUGUCAACUUGCACCAUUUUGCCACUGAGUUUUACGUCAAUGAUGUUACACUGGCAGAUCUGACUAAGAGGAUUUUGGCUGAAGUUUUGAGAUUUUAUGCUAUUCUACUAUCCAUCCAAUGAUUCCCCUGCGCAGAACAAUAUCAAAACAGUACAACAGAUUAUUUUAUUUUUUAACAGUGUUAUGAGCAAUUACAAUAAAGUCCAGAGAUUACUGAUGUGGUAUGCCUUGAGAUAAAACUUGCUAUGAAAGUGUUCUCCUUAGAGCAAGUUCUGCUCAUUUUCCUGUGUUUCCCCUUCAGCAGGGAUGUGCGUGUAUGGAUUUUGUAGUGAUGGGAAUGGUAGAUGUCCUCUUCCAUGGAGCACAAGGCCCACUGGCUUAGAAUAAGAAUCACCACUUGAAGGUUCUCUACUUGUCACUAAUGGGACGGAAUCUGGCCCAAGAUGGAGAAGCUAACCGAUCCAAAAAGUAGUUAGGCAAGCACACAGCACACUUUUCUUCUUCUUUUAUUAACAGCCUAAUGAUUGAACUUCCUGCCCCAGGAAGAGGGGUGGUGUCUGCUCUUUGCUGAGAGUCUGAAAGGCAGUUUAUACAUGUUGACUUUUAGAAUUCCUAUGCAUUGUUUUAAAAGGGUAUUCGGUUCCCAAUGCAUUUUUAUAUUUUGUUUUACAUCGCUUUGGGGGCUGUAGAAAAGUGAUUCAAAACGAUCUAAUUUAGGGGUAGAAAAGUUUAUUAUUGCAAAUGCAAUCUUCAGGUGUGAGUGGCACAGUAAAUAAUUUGCAGUUGUACAUGUAAAAUGUGAUAAAGAGCAUCUUAAAAAAGAAUAGCUACAAUCUCUUUUUGAAGUUGGUCAAACAUUUUCCAUGGGAAAAAAAAAUCUUCACUGGUACUUUUCAUUACUUUUCUGUAAUAUUAAAAAUUAAGGAUAACCAUUUGGUCAGAGACAGGGUCAUAGUAAAACUAAAAAAUGGAAACCAUGAAGUACACCAGAAAUGAUGUAUUUAACAUUUUCUACCUGGUCUUAUCAGUUAUACUGAAACAUUCCCCGCUCCACCCACCUGUCAACUUUUCCACCAUUUUUUCUUAUAAAACUUCAACUUGUAACUAGAAAAAAAAUUAGAAGUUAUUCCUUAAACUUUGCUUCUUUAAACCUUUACUAUUGAAAAACUACAUGAUAUAUGCCCAUAAUACAUGUUUUAAAAUGUCCUUUUACCAUGAUAAUCAAAUCAACAAGGGCAGUUUGCAGCAUUUAAAUGCUCCUCAGUAAUAUUAUUAUGAAAUAUUGCUCUAAUGUACUGUAUUAUUAUUGCAAAUUAACAUACUGUACAUUGCUUUUCAGAUUCAGGUUAUAUAAUCUUGUGGGAAAUGUGGAGUGGCUGCUCUUUAGCUGCCUGGUAACUUGUUCUCUCUUGCUGUUGAGAGAGCUCCUCUGACCUCCAUUUUGGACUGGAUUUUUCCCUUCCUGGCCUGCUACUAUUAUAGCUACUGCUGUUCCACUAUUGCAGAUUACACCUUUUAAAAAUCUUGCUGGUGUUCCUCCACUUUUGAAUUACUUUCUUGAUUACUUUGAUGCCCCUCUCUGUUUUUUUGUUUUGUUUUGUUUUUGUCUUUUAUUUUAUUGAUUUUUGAAGGGAACCCCUCCUCCCAUUUCCUUUAUUGUAGCUUGGCGGGCCUGGCUACCUGCCCUUCACUUGGUGCAACACAGCCUGUGCUACUGGACUGAAUCCAUCAACGUGGUGGGGGGUGAGAGCUGGUUCCCUAAUCCCCCCUAUUUAUGGAUCUUGAGUCGGAAAUAGUAUUUACAUUACCUUUACUGAGAGUUCCUCUCUCUCUCUGUUUCACUUUGAUUGUGAUCAUGGUUAUGAUUUCUUUUUUUCAUCUGUACUGUUUCCUGCUGAUAAACUGAUGGGGAUAAUGAUGGUGAUGUGAUGAUACAUAUGCUUUAAUGUACUGUUAGUGUCUGCAUGGGCCUAUGGAUGAUUGAUUAUUUCUCAUGAACUGCUAUUGUUGCCUUCUUUAGGAGUAGAUGAUUAUCUGUUACCUGGCUUCGGGGGGGGGGGGGUUGUGGGUUUUUGGGAAUGUUUUUGAGGGUUCUGUAGUUCUUCAUUUGCUCUAGUACUCGAAACCCAAAAGGAAACAACAGAAUGAAAGAACCUGAAAGAUUCUGGCCCUUGCAGGUUUAUCAAAAGGACCUGUAUGCAUACACUUGAAAGAACCUGAAACAAAAGCAACACAAUGUUUCUCCCUCACAAAUCCUUACAUCCUGACUUAAAAGUAAAUCUUACUGAAACAGAACAUGUUUCUUACUUGUUGUGUUUUAGGCCAUGUAUGUGGUUGCUGACAUAUUUUUGUAUAAUGUGGAGAACUAUCUUAGCAAAAUGAUUUUUUAAAAUCAUGAUUUUGUGAAAAAAAAGUUUUAAAAACAAAAACAAAGGUGGUUUACAAUGAUAUUUUACAACAAGCAAUCGGAUAUCUUUGAUUCAUUUCUGACGAAGGACUGUGCAAAAAAUAGAUUGGGUAUGCUUGAAAUCGCCAGAUGGCUUAAACCAUUUUGAGGCUAUAUGCAGGGAUGCCUGCAAUCCUGUGGCCAAAUGAACCCCCUAUGUAUAUGAACAGCGUGCAUGUGGUUUUCCUUCCUAAGCUAGUGUAUCUCUUUUAAAAAGCCAUCUCCCAUCUCAGUUUUUAACUACUGGAAUUCAUAUUGAAAGUUAAUAAAAAAAAAAUAAAACCUC